This is a messenger RNA of Galeopterus variegatus (Sunda flying lemur), 1696 nucleotides long. It is a transcript of the gene DUS1L, whose product is annotated as dihydrouridine synthase 1-like (S. cerevisiae). The record is from RefSeq and is a predicted model, not a curated record. Gene Ontology annotation, molecular function: flavin adenine dinucleotide binding; tRNA dihydrouridine synthase activity. NCBI's taxonomy places the organism in Eukaryota, Metazoa, Chordata, Mammalia, Dermoptera, Cynocephalidae. The coding region runs from base 83 to 1507 and encodes 474 amino acids. Gene Ontology annotation, biological process: tRNA processing. The transcript has 14 exons.
CCAGGGGGCCCAGCACUGGGGGGACCCAGCCAGUGCUGUGGCUUCGGAGGACACAGGCAGGAACACUCACAGUGUGGAGACAAUGCCAAAGCUGCGGGGCUUUGAGUUCUGGAGCUGUACCCUGCAACGGGCCCGCCAUGUGGUGGCCCCCAUGGUGGACCAGAGUGAGCUGGCCUGGAGGCUGCUGAGCCGCCGCCAUGGGGCCCACCUCUGCUACACGCCCAUGCUGCAUGCCCAGGUAUUUGUGCGGGAUGCCAACUACCGGAAGGAGAAUCUGUACUGUGAAGCGUGCCCUGAGGACCGGCCCCUCAUCGUGCAGUUCUGUGCCAACGAUCCAGAGGUAUUUGUCCAGGCAGCUCUCCUGGCCCAGGACUACUGUGAUGCUGUCGACCUGAACUUGGGCUGCCCACAGAUGAUAGCCAAGAGAGGUCACUAUGGUGCCUUCCUGCAGGAGGAAUGGGACUUGCUCCAAAGAAUGAUUCUGCUGGCCCAUGAGAAACUCUCUGUUCCCAUCACGUGCAAAAUCCGUGUCUUCCCGGAGAUCGACAAGACCGUGAAGUACGCUCAGAUGCUGGAGAAGGCCGGCUGCCAGUUGCUGACUGUGCAUGGGCGCACCAAGGAGCAGAAGGGGACCCUGUCGGGUGCGGCAUCCUGGGAGCACAUUGAGGCUGUGCGGAAGGCUGUGGCCAUCCCUGUGUUUGCCAACGGGAACAUCCAGUGCCUGCAGGACGUGGAGCGUUGCAUCCAGGCCACGGGCGUGCAGGGGGUCAUGAGUGCAGAGGGCAUCCUGCACAACCCUGCCCUGUUCGAGGGCCGGAGCCCUGCUGUGUGGGAGCUGGCCGAGGAGUACCUAGACAUCGUGCGCCAGCACCCCUGCCCGCUGUCCUGUGUCCGCGCCCAUCUCUUCAAGCUGUGGCACCACACGCUGCAGGUGCAUCAGCAGCUUCGAGAGGAACUCGCCAAAGCCAAGACCCUGGAGGGCAUCGCUGCUGUGAGCCAGGAGCUGAAGCUGCGGUGCCAGGAGGAAAUGGCCCAGCAGGAGGGAGAGAAGCCAGCUGGUGGCUUGCCAUUCUUCCACUGGAUCUGUCAGCCCUAUGUGCGGCCAGGGCCCAGGGAGGGGAGCAAGGAGAACGGCAGUGCCCGCAGCAAGCGAGCCCUAGAGGAGGAGGAGGGCGGCGCAGAUGUCCUAUCCAAGAACAAGCAGAAGAAGCAGCUGAGGAACCCCCACAAGACCUUCGACCCCUCUCUGAAACCAAAAUAUGCAAAGUGUGACCAGUGUGGAAAUCCAAAGGGCAACAGGUGCGUGUUCAACCUGUGCCGUGGCUGCUGCAAAAAGCGAGCCUUCAGAGAGACGGCGGACUGCCCAGGUCAUGGAUUGCUUUUUAAAACCAAAUUGGAGAAGUCUCUGGCCUGGAAAGGGGCCCAGUCCGAGCUGCAGGAGUCUCAGCACACAAGGCCUGGGGCACCAGGUGGCAUCUCUGAAGUUGUGGGCAGUGCUCUGGCCUAAAGGGCUGGCAGCACUCCUGCCCAGGACUGCUGCUGAAGCCUGGACCCGUCUUUCUUACUUAAGGAAAUGCCUUUUACUCAGGGAAUCUCCUGCUAUUGACCAGGGAAGGACGUGCCAGUGUCCUCCUGCUGGCCCACACUGGGGGCCUGGAAAUGCUGCACCGGGGAGCAGGCCCCAGGCUGGACCUGC